Onychostruthus taczanowskii (white-rumped snowfinch) is the source of this 3918-nucleotide messenger RNA. Its product is annotated as signal transducer and activator of transcription 5B. The record is from RefSeq and is a predicted model, not a curated record. Lineage: Eukaryota; Metazoa; Chordata; Aves; Passeriformes; Passeridae. Gene Ontology annotation, biological process: cytokine-mediated signaling pathway; regulation of transcription by RNA polymerase II; regulation of cell population proliferation. The coding region runs from base 818 to 3181 and encodes 787 amino acids. Gene Ontology annotation, molecular function: RNA polymerase II cis-regulatory region sequence-specific DNA binding; DNA-binding transcription factor activity, RNA polymerase II-specific. The transcript is spliced from 19 exons.
UGGGUCGAGGGAGUGGGGUGGAGGGUUAUAGCCAGAGCCCAGUGGUCCCCCCAGGCCUUUGGCUAGCCCUUGGCCCCUGCCUGGCCCUUCACGGCACGGGUCUGGGCAAGAGGCUGCGGUCGGGGGCUGUGCCAGCAGCACGGCAGGGGUGUCCUGCUCACGAGGAGGUCUUGGGACUGGCUCAGUGCAGGGAGCGUCCCGCGGCAGAUUGCAGUGAGCAUCCCGUGCAGAGCAUGCUCUGGCCCCGGGGUAGCUGCUGCUUGUGUUUGGGUUUUGCCGUGCUCAUGGCAUGUGGGAAGCUGCUGCUGCCGUCCUCAUCCUGUGAGGCAUUUCCCUCCUUUUGUCUGCCCACGGAUGUGCUCUGGCUCUCCUGCAGCUGGGGACUUGCUGGUGCCUGCUGCCACUGUGCCUGCAACCCUUUCCCAGUGUGAUCAUGUCAGUCCCCUGGUUGCCUCCAGGCCCAGCAGAGCUGCCACCUUCCCUGUCUUCCCCUUCCCUCGCUGCUACCUCUGGCCUUCUGAGCGCCCUUUUUGAGUGGGUUUCUCCUGUUUUGCAUUGGGUUUGGCAGUGCUUCCCUGUCAGCAGUGGGCAGUGAGGCCAUAAGAGGCAGAAAUGAUGUCUGCUGGUUCCCCUCUCUCUCCUCUGUCCCUGUGUUGCUGGGGUCCCUCUCUACAGCUCUCAAGUCUGUCCUCAGCAGUGGUCCUGCCCCGGGAAGCUGCUGCCUGCGCCCCUUCACAGGCAAUAAGUCUGGUGAGCACGUCGCUGUGGCUUGUCGAGUGCUGCUGGUUAACCGAGCUGCAGUGACGGGUGCUGAACCAUGGCGGUGUGGAUCCAGGCCCAGCAGCUCCAGGGCGAAGCCCUGCGGCAGAUGCAGGCGCUCUAUGGGCAGCACUUCCCCAUCGAGGUGCGGCAUUACCUGUCGCAGUGGAUCGAGAGCCAGGCAUGGGACUCUAUCGACCUUGACAACCCCCAGGAGAAUGUGAAGGCGACACAGCUUCUGGAGGGGCUGAUCCAGGAGCUGCAGAAGAAGGCAGACCACCAAGUGGGUGAGGACGGCUUCCUGCUGAAGAUCAAGCUGGGGCACUACGCCACGCAGCUGCAGAACACGUAUGACCGAUGCCCCAUGGAGCUGGUGCGCUGCAUCCGGCACAUCCUGUACCACGAGCAGCGGCUGGUGCGGGAGGCGAACAACAGCCCUUCCCCAUCUGGCUCCCUGGUGGACGCCAUGUCCCAGAAGCACCUGCAGAUCAACCAGACCUUUGAGGAGCUGCGGCUCAUCACUCAGGACUCGGAGAAUGAGCUCAAAAAGCUGCAGCAGACACAGGAAUACUUCAUCAUCCAGUACCAAGAGAACAUGCGACUCCAAGCCCAGUUCUCCCAGCUCUCCCAGCUGGGCCCCCAGGAGCGCAUGUCACGGGAGACGACGCUGCAGCAGAAGAAGGCAUCGCUGGAGGCCUGGCUGCACCGUGAGGCCCAGACACUACAGCAGUACCGUGUGGACCUGGCUGAGAAGCACCAGAAGACGCUGCAGCUGCUGCGCAAGCAGCAAACAACCAUCCUGGAUGAUGAGCUGAUCCAGUGGAAGCGUCGGCAGCAGCUGGCGGGGAAUGGGGGCCCACCUGAAGGCACCUUGGAUGUGCUGCAGACCUGGUGUGAGAAGCUGGCAGAGAUCAUCUGGCAGAACCGGCAGCAGAUCCGCCGUGCCGAGCACCUGUGCCAGCAGCUGCCGAUCCCAGGCCCAGUGGAGGAGAUGCUGUCAGAGCUGAACGGAACCAUCACUGACAUCAUCUCUGCCCUAGUCACCAGCACCUUCAUCAUCGAGAAGCAGCCCCCCCAAGUGCUGAAGACACAGACCAAGUUUGCAGCCACUGUGAGGCUCCUGGUGGGCGGGAAGCUGAAUGUGCACAUGAACCCCCCCCAAGUGAAGGCCACCAUCAUCAGCGAGCAGCAAGCCAAGGCCCUGCUGAAGAAUGAGAGCACCCGCAAUGAGAGCAGCGGGGAAAUCCUCAACAACUGCUGUGUGAUGGAGUAUCACCAGGCCACUGGGACACUCAGCGCCCACUUCCGCAACAUGUCCCUGAAGCGGAUCAAGCGCUCGGAUCGCCGCGGGGCUGAGUCAGUGACAGAGGAGAAAUUCACCAUCCUCUUUGAGUCGCAGUUCAGUGUCGGUGGGAAUGAGCUGGUCUUCCAGGUGAAGACCCUGUCCCUGCCUGUGGUGGUGAUUGUGCAUGGGAGCCAGGACAACAAUGCCACAGCCACCGUGCUUUGGGACAACGCCUUUGCCGAGCCUGGCCGCGUGCCCUUCGCUGUGCCCGACAAGGUGCAGUGGCCACAGCUCUGCGAGGCGCUCAACAUGAAGUUCAAGGCAGAGGUGCAGAGCAGCCGUGGGCUGACCAAGGAGAACCUGGUGUUUCUGGCACAAAAGCUCUUCAACAGCACCAGCUCCCACCUGGAGGACUACAGCAGCACCACAGUGUCCUGGUCCCAGUUCAACCGGGAAAACCUGCCUGGGAGGAAUUACACCUUCUGGCAGUGGUUUGACGGGGUCAUGGAGGUGCUGAAGAAGCAUUUGAAGCCGCACUGGAAUGACGGGGCCAUCCUGGGCUUCGUCAACAAGCAGCAGGCGCACGACCUGCUCAUCAACAAGCCCGACGGGACCUUCCUCCUGCGCUUCAGCGACUCGGAGAUCGGUGGCAUCACCAUUGCCUGGAAGUUUGACUCCUCUGAGAGGAUGUUCUGGAACCUGAUGCCUUUCACCACCAGGGACUUCUCCAUCCGCUCCUUGGCUGACCGCCUCGGGGAUCUCAGUUACCUCAUCUACGUGUUCCCCGACCGGCCCAAGGACGAGGUGUUCUCCAAGUACUACACGCCGGUUCUCUGUGAGUCCACGCCAGCUAAAGCUGUGGAUGGAUACGUGAAGCCACAGAUCAAGCAAGUGGUGCCAGAGUUUGUCAACGCAUCAGGAGAUUCUGCCCCUGGAGGGGCCACCUACAUGGACCAGGCACCCUCGCCUGCCGUCUGCUCCCAGCCUCAUUACAACAUGUACACCCAGAACCCCGACCCUGUGCUGGACCCUGAGGGUGAUUUUGACCUGGAAGACACGAUGGAUGUGGCAAGGCACGUGGAGGAGCUGCUGCGGCGCCCCGUGGACAGUCAGUGGAUCCCCCACGCCCAGUCGUGACAGGCAGGCGCCUGGUCCCUUGCCCCUGGCCCCGGCGCUGCGGGGACUGUGCUGUGUUCGUGUCUCUGUGCCAGGGGACAGCGGGUGGGCCCUGCCCCCAGGAUUUGCUCUGUGCUGCCCCGAAACACAGGCUGGCGUCCAGCUCUUUGGUGUUUAUGCCCUUGUAUAAACGGCAGCGGAUUUGUCGCAUGGUUUUCCUGUAUGUUCCUUUUAAGAGGCCCAGCUUCGGCUUUCCGCUUCUGCCAGCACUGGCCCUGCAGCCCCUCACCCCCCGUGGGGCUGCUGGGGCGGGGGCCGCCCGCCCGGCCUCAGGUUCGCUUUCGCAGUCGUCACUAAGAAUGUACAUGUCGCCUUCUUGUUCUCCCCCGCGGCUCCGUUCCCAGGGGUGCGUGAGGGCAGAGGGCAGAGGAAGGGUUCUGCCAGGGCUCCCCCAGCCCGUGCUGGUGCUCUGCUCCACAGUGGCAGGGUCCCUGCACCUCAUCUUCUCCUCUGCCCCCAAGGAUGCAGGAGCCCCUCCGGCUCCCGGCCUCGGUGUCCCCUCUGGAGCCGGUGCAGCAUGAGGGUGGCAGGGUGCGAGGGCACCCAGCGAGGGCAGUCGGGUGGGCAGGGGGUUUGGGGAAGCGGAGCCCUCUGCCCGCUGCUUCUCCCCUCGCCUGGGCGGGAAACUCUGGGGUCCUGGCCAUGUUAUUUUUCUAUCACAGAGUAAAUAAAGCACGGAAUAUUUUUGUAACACAAAA